AUGCGUUCCGACGGCCGCCAGCCGCUCGAGGCGCGCGAAUUUGAUAUAGAAACAAAUAUCUUGGUGCAGUGCUGGGGCUCGGCCCGUUGCGUUGUCGGCGGCGGGUUGGGCGGCGGCACCGAGUGCCUCGCGGCCGUCACAGCUCAAAUCGGCGAGGGCACGGCUUGUGGGGUCGAGGUCGAGUGCUCGCCGUCGCUCUGGGCGGCCGGCGACGACCGAGCCAAACUCGCGCUGCAGGAACGGCUCGCGCGCGAGGCCGACGCCUGGUUAACACCAUGGCGCGCGGCGAUCCCCAAGAUCGGCGAGAAGCUCGGCUGGCACCUUGUGAUUGAUUGCAUCAUCCUAAGCGACGACGGCGGGCUGCGCGAGGCGCUGUCUUGUGCUAUCAGAGCGGCGCUCGCCUCCACCAAACUGCCCGCGGCCGAGGAGGCCCUGGAGGCGUCGGACGAGACGACGGAGGCGCUCCCCUUCUCAUUAUUACCCGCCGAGACGCCGCCGACCACUUUAUCUGUGGAUGAGUGUCCUGUUGUGGUGACGCUGGCGGUGGUCGGCGGAACGUUGCUCGCGGACACGACGGCGGACGAGCCCGCUGACGCCAUGGUGGCGGUCGCCGUCGCGGCGGGCGGCGCCGUCGUCGGCGUCGACGUGCUCUGCGGCGCGGUCCCGCCGGCCUUGCUCCGCGAGGCCGUCGCCGCGGCGCCGGCGUUGGCCGCGCCGCUGCUGGGAGCUUCAUCCUUGGCGCCUGCGCCGAGGUGA
Molecule: messenger RNA, 756 nt
Organism: Pelagomonas calceolata
Lineage: Eukaryota; Pelagophyceae; Pelagomonadales; Pelagomonadaceae
Source: the annotation of a GenBank genome assembly